This is a messenger RNA of Anarrhichthys ocellatus (wolf-eel), 5792 nucleotides long. RefSeq names its product tropomodulin 4 (muscle) (gene tmod4). Lineage: Eukaryota; Metazoa; Chordata; Actinopteri; Perciformes; Anarhichadidae. Gene Ontology annotation, cellular component: cytoskeleton; striated muscle thin filament; myofibril. Gene Ontology annotation, biological process: actin filament organization; myofibril assembly; muscle contraction. Gene Ontology annotation, molecular function: tropomyosin binding. Bases 4514 to 5536 code for a protein of 340 amino acids. The transcript has 10 exons. The record is from RefSeq and is a predicted model, not a curated record.
UUAAAUCUUCCCCUCUGGGUUACCUGUUUGGGUGGGUGGGCUUCAUUUUCUUAAGCUAGACCCCCUCAUGUGUGAGACUGUGCAUUUGUGUCUGAGAUGGGACAAAGCUACAGAAUGAAUGGGGGACAUGGGUGAGCAAAUGUUCCUGUGCAGAAGUGUGCUGACUUAAUGCUUAACUGGAUUUGUUAUUAUAAAUAUAUCUUGUUUUUAUAUGCGAGUGUCCAGGCUGAUACUCUCCACUUGUGUCACUCGAUGGGGGGGCUUCUGCAGGGGGUCAAAACUGACAUACUGUCGCUCUCUAAUGAAGCUCUCAGUGUGGUAUGUGGUGGGGCUGAGCUGCUCAUCGCUGUGCCGUUAAUUCGUCAGAGGGGAUUUGGAGAUGUUGUCUCAGUAGGUCGCAGGGUUUGGAAACCGGGAAGGAGGAUUAAGUUGGCCCUCCGCCUGCACACCCGUCCAGUUAAGGUCCAUUAGUGUUUGACAUUUGAGUGUCUGUCACUGGAUUUAUUCGUCUUUUGGGGACUGAUGCCUUAAUUGGGGUGAACGAUGAAGUUGUAUGUAGAUGUGACCUUCCUGCAGAGUCAACUCGGUUACAGUGUCAAUCUGUGACAACAAUCCGUCUCGUGAAACAGCUCCACUUUAUGCCGUUCUCUGUGAAUAUCUGCAGCAGUUCCAAAUUUGAGUGACUUUGUUUAACAAAUACUGAAUUAAACUUUUAAGACUUUCCUUUUGGAGCAAAACCUAAAGUUGUUCUCUGGGUCUCAAAACGUGUUGCUCUAAUACAGUCUGGAGGAGCAACCCAAGCCGGGGAGGAUUCACACGGCUGGAAGUAGCUGACUUGUGAAGCUAAAAUUAAGCUGAGGGCAGAUUUGGAAUGUUGCACUCGGGCAUCAAGACGUGGAGAAGACGACCUGCGGAUGGUGACAAAUCUUAAGAGCGGUCGGUGGCAGAAUGACAACUUGCAGCCUGAUCAUUUAAAAAAACAAAAUAAUUAACAAAGAAAUCGACCUCUACCUAGCAAAGAUCAGGGAAACAGAAAGAGAUGACCUCAAAGUUUAUUUUCUGCUCCAGUAAAAGCAAAGGCCCUGGCACAGAAGCCGAGUGUAAAUCAUUCUGGAGCGUUUAUGAGUGUACAACCUUUGUCACUGUGAAAUCCAAACCCUUGUAAUGGUCUUUGACUUAUAGAACACACAGUAACUCCAUGCUGCUGCGUGUGUCAGUGCACUACUCCUAUAGCUCCUUAACGCACGAGGACAAUAACAAACCAAACAAGCUCGCAUGCAGUGAAUCAGGUUUUUACUUCAUGUAUCGCCAAAAUAAGUGCCUUUCCCCCACAGACAGUGUGCUCUUCAAAUGACUCCACGAACAUGCACCGACUCAGUAUGAAGCGCCAGCCUGUGAAAUCUGUUGAUACUUUAACAGCCGUGACCGAAGUGCCCAUGCGCGAAACUCAACAGAUGGUUGGAGUGGGAAGACCCGAAUUGGUUUCAAUAAUCAGGGCAGUUGGAGCAGCAGCUGCUUCAGCUCCUGUCGGAGGAAACAUGUUCGCUGUGAUUUAGAAUGGUGGAGCCCAGUUACACCUCGUACAGUCACGUUACAGCUCUGAAUAUGUCCUCCGCCUGCUGUUCACUACUAUUGAAACCUUCACAACAAAGAAUUCAUGCAGAGGUCAACUUUGUUUGACUUUGACCAAAUGGAUGUCGGCCAAUAGUGGUGCACCGUGUCUAGACACUUACGUGGCAUCUCAUCCUGCUUCUGAUCUGAGUACAGGACAUCAGGACACAAAGGCUACGUUCAGACUGCAAGUGAAGCAGAUUUGUGUGUCCGACUUGCAAAAAUCACAUUUUUUUUUCUUUUUUUCUUGCAGUCCAACUUUCUAAAAUCAAUCAAACUAUAAUCUGGAUUUGCCAAAAAAACAAAUGUAUUUAAGCUGUCAGUCUGAACAAGGCCCAACUCCUCUGACGGCCCUGUGAUAGUCUGCGCAGGUGUUUUCAGUUGUUCUGGUUGAUUACACCGGCUCAGGUUGAAUGACUCGGUAGUUUCCUCUAUUGUGAGCAGCAACUCGAUAGUCAUUGUGUUGUCUCACAACAGGGAUUAUUGCGUCUAUAAUAUACAACACAUUGUGGGAUUGUUAGCACAUAGUAGUGUACAGGCCACACUACUAUGUUUGUUCCAUUGCAGCAUUUGAGUGAGGGCACUACUGUGACUCAAUUUUAAAAUUCUGAAUUGGGGCACGAGACUCACAGUUGAGCUUUGAAUCUGAUUUAUCUUAUAAUCAGUUUCUGAUUCAGUUCCAAGUUGGUGAAAUGAAUUAUUGAAGUGAAGCUCACACUCUUGAGUCUUUUAUAAGUGAAGAUUCACGUCAUUAUUUCCCAAAUACUGAACAGAACAUUUGGUCUUGAGUUGAAGUUCUUGCAUUGUUUUUGGUUGUGCAGACACAAUAAGAUACUGGAUGACGAGCUACACCUUUCAUAGGAUUCAGACCCAGUUGAUCCAGUAUUAGGCUGAUUAUUUCCGAUCUGAUGAUCUCAGUUCCGAGGAGAAGCUAGCUCACACUCGCUCUCAUUCUGCCAUUCUCUCAAUAUUGAGUAGCUGUCAUUAACCAACCCUAAUGAAAUGUAGACGUUUAUAACCAGGCUCAGCUGAUGUCACGGCUCUCAUAAAAACAGCAACUGCAGGUGCAGGAGAUGGUUGAGAUUUGAAUACUGGAAAAAGAAACGUCCCGAGCCAGCUGGCAGCGGCAGGUGACGGCCACCGCUCCCAGUUUGUUGUGGUUUUUAUAGAGUUCCUACCGGGACCGCUGGUGACAGAUGCACAUUCAACGUCCAGUCAGUUUGCCGCUUGGUCGGAGACUUCCUGGCACGUGGAACGUGCCAAAUGAAAUGUCAAAACAAAUGUAAACACAAUGGUGGGCCUGGCUGCUUGUCCGCUCACCAGAGGCUUAUUUUUUAUUAUCUGCCAAAGUCCGUGCAACUAUUUUAUGAUAAUUUACUGUAAAACAAUCAGUGAUAAAAUAAAUUCAGGAUUUGGAGUUCCCUAAACAAUGCGAGAAGAGGAAAUGUACCUUUUUAUUAUAAGACCCCCAAACCAGUGAUCUCUUUCUAAAAGAGUAUAUGUCAAAGUAGUUAGAUCUUCGGUUCGUUGACUGGCGGGCUGCUGGCACGCAGUCGUCUGAGCCCUCACACUUAGCUCAAGUGUCAGAAAACAGCCACGCGUUUAACUCAACAAUAAGCACGGCUCAAAGGCUCGACGGCCGGCAAAUCACAUGAGCCUUGUUGGGAUGGAGCUCUGGGUCACAUUCACUCCUUAAGUCUCAGACGACUCGCUACGUUAAAUACAGAAGAAAAGCACUGAGAAACUCUAACAAGCAGGAUUGGGAAAGGUUCAUUUUUUAACAUUUUUGUUACCUGAAAAUGGAUUUACAUGAAGCAGAAUAGAACUAUUGAGUAAACAAAACAAAAGUUGCUUAAAUAAAUGAAUCUAUCAAUAAAUCGUGGCAUGAUAAACAAAUAAAUAUUCCAUCAUUUGAUGCUUUACUGUAAUAUACAACACAACAUUAAUGUCUGACUGAUGAAAUUUAAUGCAUUAGAAAUGAAAUAAAAACUAAAUUCUUUAGUGAUGGUUUCCCUCAAGUGAAGAUGCUUUUGGUUUAAUGUCCCCUCACUGCUAGCUACACAGAUUAUAUUAGCAUGGCCCGACAGUGAGGGUUGCCCGACAAUAGAGACAGCAGACAGAAAAACAUUCACCCCAUGAGCAAUACAUUUAUCAUUUUUGUUGCAUUCGUGAUAUUUAAAUAUUGCUGUUACAGGUGUGUUUACUUGCGAGACAAUAGUGAAGCAAAUUAAGUUGUUCGACUGUUGGACGAAAACUUUGAAUAACUCGUCAACAUCUCAAACAAACAAAGAAGCAGAUGAACCUGAACAUAAAACAAAAAGGAAAGUCGAAAGGGAGGCGACGUUAAGGCUGGGAGAUACCAAUAUCUCCUAUCUCCAUAACAUAUAUAUAUGACGUAUCACUUCACAGUAUCUCAAUCACUCUAAAUAUAAGGGGACAAAAAAUGGCAGACGUAUUUUCAGUUUGGGCGAGCCAAAGCUGAUGCCCCCUGGUUGCAGUUUGUGUUGAACCCUGACUAUGCACCAUCAAGUUGUUUCUUGGUAACGCCAUAAUAACGUAGGUGAUGUAAAGAGUUUAACGUCUGUCCGUUAAGACUCAGAGGCUGUGUUUCAUAUAACAACGUUUUAUCCCACAGCCAGGCUGAUCUAUAUCCUCCACCGGGUGCUUUGAGCUGCAGCCUCCUUCCCCUCAUCCUUUUAAAUCUGCUUCAUCUUCCUCUGCAAUCCGGUGUUUGUGUCAUUGGCUUUACGCGUUAGAGCCACACAGCGUCGGCGAGGGAAAGUGAGAGAGAAAUCCAGAGGUCCUGUCCAAGGAGACGAUCUGAAACUGCCCUCUCGCCCAGAGGUGUGCAGCGGUGUGUAUGAGUGAGUGCGUGUGUAUGUGAGCCAGAGCCUCAGGAGCCAUGUCGGACCCCCGGGACAUCGACGAGGAUGCCAUCCUCAAGGGCCUCAGUGCUGCGGAGCUGGACCAGCUGGAUGCUGAUCUGCAGGAGAUGGACCCCGAGAAUGCCAUGCUGCCCGCUGGCUACCGGCAGCGUGACCAGACGAAGAAGGGCCCGACGGGGGAGUUUGACCGCGACGCCCUGCAGCAGCACUUGGAGAAGCAGGCCCUGGAGCACGAGGACAGGGAGGACCUGGUGCCCUUCACUGGGCAGAAGAAAGGAAAGUCCUUCGUGCCCAAGAAACCAGCGGAGAUCCCUGCGCACGAGCAGGUGAUACUGGAGCCGGAGCUGGAGGAGGCUCUGAAAAAUGCCACCGACGCAGAGAUGUGUGACAUCGCAGCUAUCCUGGGAAUGUACACGCUGAUGAGCAACAAGCAGUACUACGACGCUCUGGGCACCACAGGAACUAUCGCCAACAUCGAGGGCAUCAACAGUGUAGUGAAACCAGAUCCAUUCAAGAUCUUCCCCGACGAGCUGCCCAACCCCACCAACGUGGAGGAAACCCUGGAGAGGAUCCACAACAACGACAGCAGCCUGACCGAAGUCAACCUCAACAACAUCAAGGACAUUCCCAUCCCAACACUGAAGGAGGUCUUCGAGGCGAUGAAGGGAAACUCUCACGUGGAGUCUCUGAGCAUCGCCGCGACCCGCAGCAACGACCCCGUGGCCUACUCAUGUGCCGAGAUGCUGCAGGAGAACACCAGCUUGCAGAGUCUUAAUGUUGAGUCCAACUUCAUCACUUCGGACGGCAUGUUGGCGGUCAUCAAAGCUAUGACCAGCAACGCCACGCUGGUGGAGCUCAAGAUCGACAACCAGAGGCAGAAGCUGGGAGACUCUGUUGAGAUGGAGAUCGCCUCCAUGUUGGAGAACAACUCCAGCAUCCUCAAAUUCGGCUACCACUUCACCCAGCAGGGUCCCCGCGCCAGAGCGGCCAUGGCAAUCACACGAAACAACGACAUGAUUCGCCAGCAGAGAUUGAGAUGAAAGCAGCGAGGAGCCAACAGAAGAACAGCCACUUCAGCCCUGUGGAGCCUUUGGACAGACCAGCCUCCCGCCAGCUUCCUCCAUGCGGAGCGCCGGAGCUGAACCAAUCCUCCCCAAAUUAACCCGGGUCGCUGAGCGCGGUGCGACCCACCUAACACCCAUGUGCAACCAUUUCAUUUCAUUUACUGCAGCCAGCUUUUUUUUUUGUAGACUGUGCUGAAUUCACCAUAAAGGCAUGUAUAGGUCACAAGCAAAA